This is a messenger RNA of Pseudophryne corroboree (corroboree frog), 6106 nucleotides long. RefSeq names its product kelch domain containing 7A (gene KLHDC7A). NCBI's taxonomy places the organism in Eukaryota, Metazoa, Chordata, Amphibia, Anura, Myobatrachidae. The transcript has a single exon. Gene Ontology annotation, molecular function: protein binding. Bases 163 to 2424 code for a protein of 753 amino acids. The record is from RefSeq and is a predicted model, not a curated record.
CCUGUGGUGCCGGAACCUGUCUGCCUGCGCUCACCUUGUCACAGGCUGCAUAUGUGUUCGGCAGCAGGGGACGCAGAGGACAUAGCCUGGAGCAAACCCAACUGGUUUCCAAGUGCAAGUUAAUUACGUGAAUUCCUGGCAUUCUUCAGCUCAUACAGAAUAAUGAUUAACGCGGCGUGGGAGAGCAGAACCUGGCAGUUGGACAUGCAGCUGGUAGGGAAAGUGGCUCUCUCAGCUACUGCCUUCUUCUUACUGGCAUUAGCCUAUAGGUUCUACAAAUUACGAACCUCAGAGAGCUCUGAUCUAACAGGAAAACAUGGUCCUGGCCCUACCAGAGAGGACAGUGGCAUUGCGGAUGCCCCCCAGCGGGAUUACAUAAAUACGGGAACUGGUAAUCUCAGAUUCAGGUGUGUAAACAGUAACCUGCAGGACAGCUUAGUCACAGAUCCUGGAAGCAAACACCUCGCUGAUGUAUCUGCCAGCACACACAGACCUCACGUCAAAGCUCAGGAGGAAUUUGAGACCGGUGAUGCAAUCUCCAGAGACCAAAGUGGUUUUGCCCGCGGGGACUCAGCAGAGUUGCACAACACAGUUGAUCUCCUGCAAAGCCCCCGUGCACCAGGAGAUGACGCAGACUGCCGGCACGACGAGUGUGAUGGAGAGGGGACAUUCAACAAAAGAGACAGCAAGAGUUACAGGCAGGACCCUGAGGGGAGAGAAAUGUUUGAGAGGUUGGAGCUGCAGAGAGAGCUUGGGGUAAGGCCCACCAGAAACAUCUCCGCCAUCAGCUCCGUCGAUUUGUCUUUGAGUCACGUAAAUGAAUCUAAGCACGAAUUGCACACGUUCUCUUCCGUUGCGGAGGUGCAGAUGCAAGAGAACAUCCUCUCAGAAGAUGGGAAUUCUCCGCAGCCACUCAUGCCAGGAGGACUUAGGGGGAAGGUCUAUCACUACCAUGUAGAGUCCACUUCUCAAUCGCUCACAGCAGAAAAAACUUGUGACCCUCGGGUUCUCCAUCCACAAUUGCCCCUCACGCAUAUAAAAAAUUAUUUCCUAUCAUCAGAGGAGGAUGGAGAAGAGGAGAAAAGUCUCAUUCACCAAGAGGAGACCACAGAUGGCGAUGUUAUAGGGCGUAAAUCACCGGAACAAAUAAACCCAUCUCCAAAACAAGACAUAGCCAGAGGUAGCGAUGAUCAGGAAGAGGGUGUGAAAACAAAUGCAGAAACUGAGGGGAUCGGUCCAAACGAUACUCCUUUGGUCACAGCAUCCACUUACCUAGCGGGCCAGAGCAGUGACGCAGCUGUAGAUACACAAUCAGGUCCAGAUACUUACCACAUUUCAUUGCCACCAGACUCCAUGUUUGAUAUACACCUUAAUUUGGAUAAUUGCUAUGAGGUUUUGUGCUUGGCCAAGAGACACAAACUGGACACCCUAAAGGCAGCUACCUAUAAGAUGAUGAGCAAGGACUAUCUGCAGGUGCUUCAGAACCCAUCCAUCUUUGGGCUCCUCAAUGUCACCGAGAGAGACCUCAUCUUGGAAAGUAGAAUGAAGGGGAGGAGAUUUGUAGCUGUCGCUGACAUUGAUACUCAAGCCGCUACCGCAACGCAAAACGAGAGCAGCCUAAGUUACUACGACAGUGAUAAGGAUCGCUGGCACCCUCUAACUCACAUCCCCAUCGAAGCCGUCAGCAGAGGGUGCACAAUGGCGACAAUGUUCAACUAUCUCUUUGUUGUUCUUGGAUGCGACGGUCCUGGGAGACAAAUGAACCCGUCCAAGCGCGUUCUCUGCUACAACCCCCUGACAGACAGCUGGAAAGAAGUCAGCUCGCUCAACGAGGGAAGGCCUCACUGUAAACUUGUGGCGCUUGAUGGUUAUCUGUAUGCUAUUGGAGGCGAAUGCCUUCAUACAGUUGAAAGGUAUGACCCACGCCAAAAUAAAUGGAGCUACGUCACACCUCUACCCAACGACACCUUUGCUGUAGCCCACAUGGCAACUGCGUACGAUGACGAGAUCUUUGUGACUGGUGGAACCAUCCGUUAUCUCCUCUUGAGAUACCGUCAUCGGGACAACGCCUGGAAGAGCAGUCUGGUUAGCGGCAGCAAAGACCGGACAACAGAGAUGGUGGCAGCCAACAACUUCCUAUACCGGUUUGACCUGAACCGCAGCAUGGGCAUCAGUGUCCACCGCUGUAACAUAAGAGCCAGGAUUUGGUACGAGUGCGCAAAUUAUGCAAUGCCCUAUCCGGCGCCCUUCCAUUGUGUGGUUGUUGACAACAGUAUCUACUGCAUCAGCAGGAACUUUCACCUACGCUUCCUCACCGAUGACAUCUCCCCCAGGUUCAUAGACCUGGACUUGCAGCCCGUGCCAUCACCUAAAGGGCUUCUUUUCCCUUUCGCCCUUGUCCUUCCAGUCAAAGACACGCACUGAACAGAUUCUCGUGCAGGACCGAAAUAUAUGACUACGUUAAUUAUUUUAAGCUUUAAACGCGUUAUAGACUGCAGCACGAAACGCGUACAGUGGAUUGCACUUCAGCCCUUUCUCCAAGACAAAUGUUUUCUAAUACACAAACUUUAUAUUGAUAAAGGCUGGAUGAGACCUACACACCAGGUAACAAUGCCCAAAUGCCCGGUAUUCCCUCUGCAUUGCUUAGUAAGUCACAGCUAAGGCGUGAAAGGGUUAAUCACUACGCAGCGCUGGCCACAGCCGCUGCGAUUUUACGAUGCUUCAUUUAAAGGACAAAAAAAAAAAAAGACAUACUAUACAAAACACACCUGGUUGUAUAUUUAAUAUUAUCGGCCCUUUAAAUUCAACUUUUAGAAGUAUCACAUACUAAAUGUACCCCUAAAUGUGUGAUUGUGUGAAUAUUUUUUUUAGGGGGAGGGGGGGCAAAUGCAUUAUAUAAGUGUGUAAGGAAAAUCCAUGGUAACAGCAAGAUCACUACAUUUCAACAGACACAGAUCUGUACCGUAACUUAGCACAUAUUUAUAAAACAUACCUAUGUGGCAUAUAAUGUGCUUGUGUGCGUGUGUAUGUAUGUAUAUAUACAGUAUACACAUAUAUAUAUAUAUAUAUAUAUAUAUAUAUAUAAAAUAUGGGUGCAUACACACACUUCAUACACCAACACACGCACGCAGUGUGUUACACACAUAUAUAUAUAUAUAUAUAUAUACACAUACACACACAUAUAUAUAUAUAUAUAUAUAUAUAUAUAUAUAUAUAUAUAGAUUAUUAUUAUUUUUUAUUUGUAUUUGGUCUGUUUCUGUACUUGAACAGUCACUGAACUAGAGGCUACUAAUGAAUGUAUGUGGCUCAGAGAGAACAAUGUUGAAUUAUUUCCAUCCCCGGGGAUAGAGUAUCAGCCGCCUGUCUGUAUAUGUACAGUAGCUCAUUGUUAGAUGACAGCUAGGACACUGACAGGUAAACAUGCAAUGACUGCGCCACGUCACGUGCAGACCCAGAUAACAGCACUUGCUAUGUAAAUGACAGAUAUACAGGUAGAGUCAGCAUUGCUAUUUCUGAAGCUGCAGCUAAUGGGAAGGCGAUAAGUUUCUUAUAACGCACCACAGGAGACACCUUCCAGCCAAUAGGAAUGUGCCCUUGUAUGUGCGUGUCUCACGCUCUUACCACUAAGGGAAGCCAGCCACGGGUAUGGGUCGUUGGGUCGACACAACUUAGGUCGAGCACUAUUGGGCGACAUGCAUUAGUUCGACGUACUAGGUCGACAGGUCAAAAGGUCGACAUGAGUUUUUUUUACUUUUUUGCUGUCGUUUUCUUCGUAAAAUGACGGGGAACCCCAAUUAGUACACAGUGUCCCCUCGCCAUGCUUUGGGCAAGGUGCCUCGCCCCGCUACCGCUGCGCUCGGCACAGGUUACUAUUCUCAAUCGUAGUCAACGUGGAUCGUAAAGUAUGAAAAAGUCCAAAAACGUAAAAAAUAUAUAUGAAAAACGCAUGUCGACCUUUUGACCUGUCGACCUAAUGCAUGUCGACCAAUAGUGGUCGACCUAAUGACCAUAUCCCGCCAGCCACUAUGUCUCAGGCCACAAACACAGGAGCCGAUUCCUGUAGAUAACUUGUUACAGCGAGGACUCGUGCGAAACGUUCACUUUCCCCUGAUAAACGCACUCACAUUGCGUCCGGCGCUCAGCUCGCCGAUGGUCACAAUGUUACAUCUACGGGAAGGGCAGCUUUAUUGGCAAGUUUAGGUCUCCGUACCCAAAUGUGUAACUUUUACAGGAAAGAUUCUCAUUCCUUACAAAUGUUUCUGCCUUAAACAUAAAAGUUUCUUAUGUGAGAGUCCCCGGCACUUGUUACAUAACUUUACUGUGCGAUUCAUGUGACAGAGUCCAGCAACGUUCCCGACUAACUGGACACAUCCAGGCACUGACUGCUGAUGUAACGAUCGCUCCGCGUUCUGCCAUGAAUAUAGAUACAUGUGAGUAGAGAUGAGCGGCGCGGUUUUCACACUGUUCUUUUCACCAACUUAGCGCAAGUUUGGAUCUGAAAAUUUCAUCUUAUUGGCUAUCCAAAACAUGUGACAGCCAGAUAGCCAAUAAGAUCUGAGCAUAAUCGAGCCAAAACCAAACUACUCAUCUCUAAAAUCAAGGUGAAUGAAACUUAUGGCGGAGGGAGAGUGCUGCACCUUCUGUACUUAAAUGUCUAUGUACUAAGCCUUGGAGAGAGAUAGCCCCCUUCAUCUCCAUCCGCUCUAUUUACUAAGCUUUGACUGGAGAUAAAGUGGACAGAGAUAAAGUCCCAGCCAAUCACAGAUUGUGUUUGAAAAAUGACAGUUAGUAGCUAGUUGGUUCGAAUUUUAUCUCCGCUCACUAUAUCUCUCCAAGGCUUAGUACAUAGACCCCUAAAUAUGCCAUGUACAAUGUCCUAAUAGAAUACGCGCCUCUACCGCCUAAUCAGACCAGCUGGAUGGUCUUUUCCGUUUUGUGUCUUUCUAAUUAAGGAUUAUUAUUAUUAUUAUUAUUAUUACUAAUUAUUCCAGGAGAUUUCAAUCAUUUUUCAGCUCUGUAUUUAUAAUUGACAAUAUACAUUUCUAUAUUUGCAGACUUAUAGUGUAUUUAUGUAGCGUCAGGGCUAUGUGUGUUCUGCAUACUGAUGUAUAGGAUACUGCGCAGGCCAGCCCCCCCCCCCCCCCCACCACCGAUGCCAGUCACUAUACUGCCCACCAAGUGUUGCUGGGGUGCAGUCACUGAAAGCUGAGUGCUGCAACCUGCGACAGGCAACGGAGCGUUCCUAUCUGUGGAGUAGAAUGGAGCUUCAUCUGUAUGCGGUUUGUAAACCUGAAUUUUAGAUUUAUUUACAGUAGAAUUUAUAUGUAGCCUAGGGGAGAGAAGACACUGCGCUGUGAUUGCAAGCGUUCACAGGCCAUAAGCAGCGUUAAUGCAGAGUAUGCAAACGACAUAUCCUCUCAUUCUCUAUAUAAUCUAUACAGAAGGCACAACUAGAGGGGCAGCGAGAAGUAGGGGUGAUAGGGACAGAGGUCAGGGCUGGGGGUGGUGGGGGGUCUUACAGCUUGUACGAGGAUACUAACCCACUGCUCAAUCUAUAACUGUGACACUCAUAUCUCAUAAGCUGGACUGGCAGAGUGCGUCUGUCUCCGCAAAGUAACUGCUAACGCCGAGAGACGCCAUGGUAGAGAUUCUUGGAACCUGCUAGUUUAUAGUGAAAUUGGUUGGACCUUGGAACGAUAAGCUUGUACUCUAUGUGAAUUCCUUUGUACAGCGAAGUCUUCUUCUAAGAUGAUCUAUAAAAUAAAUUCUGCAUUUCACCAAUCACCGCGUUAAACAUUCACAGAUAAUUAAGGGAAGAUGAUUAUACGCAGACAGACAUAACAGCGGUAACGGGGGACCAGUGCGGGACUAUUUCAGGAUUUUUAAGGACACACAAAAAAAAAAGAAAAAAAAUGUGCCUUAUUUCUGAAUGUCUGUCCUCGAUUGUUGCCCAGAUUUUGGGUGCUGUUAAUUAUUUAUAAAUCGCCAUGUGCAAAGUCUGCAUUACAAUCAGCAUAGACCUGAAAUUAUUACACUUGUGUAACAGAAUAAAAUAUUUUUUCUUACUGCAGUGAUAAUAUAUAAAUAUAUAGAUUUGUGAAAACUG